This is a messenger RNA of Caenorhabditis remanei, 1074 nucleotides long. RefSeq lists its product as uncharacterized. The record is from RefSeq and is a predicted model, not a curated record. The transcript is spliced from 6 exons. Gene Ontology annotation, molecular function: G protein-coupled olfactory receptor activity. Gene Ontology annotation, biological process: olfactory behavior; G protein-coupled receptor signaling pathway. Bases 1 to 1074 code for a protein of 357 amino acids. Lineage: Eukaryota; Metazoa; Nematoda; Chromadorea; Rhabditida; Rhabditidae.
AUGCAGACAGCUCACAGUAUUAUUCAGCGUAUCGCGGCAAUCAUUGCCAUCUUCAACAACUGUUUAUUGAUUAUACUCAUCAAAUGCAAAUCUCAUCGGAAGGUUGGAAAAUACAAGUAUUUGAUGAUCUAUAUUUCCAUCUUCGAGAUACUUUAUGAUGUUGUAGAUACAUUUGCAGCACCGACAAUAUUCACAAAAGAUUCAAUGUUUGUAGUGGUGGUUUAUGCGGAUCAAGAGUUGGUACCAUUUUAUUUUAUGGAAACUUCCGUUCACUUGUUCUGUGUAUUCUAUGGAAUCUCAAUGGCAAUAUUUGCGAUUCAUUUCAUUUACAGAUUUCUUGUCGUCAGCGAAAACAACAUUGUGAAGAAGCAUAAUGGAAAACUUAUAUUCGGUAUGCUUCUUUUUCCAAUAUUGUUCGGAAUUUUUUGGUUUUGGGUUGUCAAUUUUUUCGUUGCUCCAUUUGACAAAGCUGACGAUUGUCUGAGAGAAAACCGUCUCGAAAAUAUGGGGCUUAAUAUCAGUGACGUAGCUUAUGCAGGAGCAUAUUUCUGGCCAAUCGGGGCCGAUGGUCAUCAUCAUCCACACUGGAAGACGUUCAUUGGAAUAUUCAUCAUGAUCGUCGCUAUUGUUGUUUCUUUUGGUCUCAUCUGCUUUUUCGGAUACAAAUGCUACCGUCAAACCAAGCAAAUGCUUCAAAUAGCAUCGACACAGUCGGCAUCUUUCAAUAAACUUCAAACUCAAUUAUUCUAUGCUCUCGUCUACCAAACUGUGAUCCCAGUAUUUCUGAUGCACGUGCCUGCCUCUAUCGGUUUCAGUGCAUCGUUUUUCAAUUGCUCUAUGGAGAUCUUUGGUGAAGUCAGCUCUGUUACUAUCAGUUUUUACCCAACUUUGGAUCCUUUACCAAAUUUUUUUGUUAUUAAAAAUUACAGAGAAGCAAUAUGCAAAGGAUUUCAAUUAUUCAAACGAAAGGUUUUACAAUGCAAAGGAUCAAAAGUAGGAGUAGAAACUGCUGCAGCAUCAGAGUUGGCUUCGAAUGGAAUCACAUCUCCGCCGUCAGUUGCUCCACAGAAUUGA